Seriola aureovittata is the source of this 3060-nucleotide messenger RNA. It is a transcript of the gene tsku, whose product is annotated as tsukushi small leucine rich proteoglycan homolog (Xenopus laevis). Gene Ontology annotation, molecular function: protein binding. The transcript is spliced from 3 exons. Lineage: Eukaryota; Metazoa; Chordata; Actinopteri; Carangiformes; Carangidae. The record is from RefSeq and is a predicted model, not a curated record. The coding region runs from base 365 to 1411 and encodes 348 amino acids.
UAUUAACGGUACUUUGACUUACACAUGUGAUAACCGUUUUGAGUAUUUUAUCCGAAAAGGCCACACUGGAGGUCUCUGCUCUCAGUGGUUUGCCACGUACGGCUGCAGGAAAUUUGAUCUGCAGAGGUGCCCAUGCGGAGUCUGUACACCCGCCCCUUAUGUUUACUUCCCAGGGCAUGGCAUGGUUGUUCACUCUGUUGUAAUGCAGAGGGGGCAGCGACAAAUUUGUCACAGUUUUCAGUCAUUUUUUAUGACACAGAGGGGAAAAGAGGCCGGGAACUUGACAUUUACAGCCAGAAAGAAGAGCUUUGGUUGGGAUAUCCGCUGGAAGAAGUAGAUCUUUUUCUUCAGGAUAACUGGCAUAAUGUUACUCCUCCUGUGUUUUGGCCUGUUGCUGCUGGCGGGUGUCCAGGCCAGCACUGUUAAGAACUGCCACCCUGGUUGCCGCUGUGAGGUGGAAAGCUUUGGCCUAUUUGACAGCUUUAGCCUGACCAGGGUGGACUGUCGCGGGUUGGGACCCAGCACCAACAUGCCCAUUCCCAUCCCACUGGACACUGCCCACCUGGACUUGUCCUCCAUUGCCAUGGGACCGCUCAGUGACACCAUGUUAGCUGGUCCAGGCUAUACAACCCUCGUUAGCUUGGACCUCAGCAGCAACCAUAUUACGAAGAUAAGCUCUAAUGCUUUGUCCAAGCUGCGUUACCUGGAGACACUGGAUCUGAGCCACAACAACCUGGUGAGCCUCUCCCCGACCUGUUUCUCUGGCCUCCCUUUGGCUGAAGUUGACCUCAGCCACAACAGCUUCCAGGAGUUUGACAUGGAUGUGUUCACUACUAAAGUCAACGGUGGACCUGUCAGCGUGGAUCUGUCUCAUAACAAGCUCAUGUCAGUUUCCACGACUUUGCAUGGAAGAGCAUUACACAUUCAAAGCUUAAAUCUGUCAGCAAACCGCCUGUUGAGAGUACCCGGGUUGGCAGGACUUCCGCUGAGGUACCUCAAUCUGGAUGGUAACCCCAUCACGCAGAUCAAGGUGGGAGCCUUUGCUCAGCUGAAAGAUCUGGUUCAUUUAUCCAUCAGCAGUCUCCAUGAGCUUCAGGACAUCGAGCCUUACAGCUUCAAGGGCCUCCAGAGCCUCCAGGUUCUGGAUCUCUCCAACAACCAAAAGCUGAAGACUCUGAGCCCUGCUGUUUUUAGUGGACUAGACUCCCUGCAAGAGCUGAAUUUGUCAGGCUCAGGUGUGGCAUCCUUGCCAAAUAACAUACUGACCCACCUGCCCAGUAUUAAGAUUAUUACACUGGGACGAAGCAUCCAUUGCUGGAGGACCCAGAAACAGGGACAGUUCCACCGGCAGCUGGGUCAUAUCCAACACAACGAGGUUCUGAACUGUAACAUGGAGGGCAUCGCAUUGUGAGACUGUGCCUGUGGACAUGGACCACUCCUUACAAUCCAGAUGCCAGAAGUGUGCCUUAUCUGCUUUGAUAUGCAAAACACUUUUUUGUGUAACUCUCACUCAGUUACCUCUGUUUCAAGGUGAAACAUUGGAAUAUGUCUUAAAGGUUUAACGCAGCCUUCAUGAACUUUUGACACAAAUAUCACAAAUGCUGUACUGUUUAGAGACUCAAUGGCAAAAUGUACGGCAUUUAACAUAGCACAGAACAAUUACUUUUACAUGCUAACAUACAGUAUAGUCUAAUCUGGUAGAGAGUCUUUCAUAAAUUCAAAACUUAGUAAAAAAAGUAAUGUUUGUACUUAGUGUACAUCAUUUAAAGUGGGACCAUAUUAACAGUUAUUUGCACUAAUUCCAGUUGCAUUUUUUUUUUUUUAAAUAAUGCACUUACAUGUGGCCAAAUGUCAUCCACUGUAGUACAAAACCUUCUGCUGACCACUAAGAAUUUUCAUUUGACUUUGAAUGUGAUGCUUUAUGGAAAUGAUUAAAAGAAUAGUUUUCCAGUUUGGGAAAUGCACAUAUUCGCUUUCUAGUUGAAAGUGAGUUGAGCAGAUUGAUACCACUCUUAUUUCUGUUUAUUCAGUGUGAAACUACAACUAGCAACUGGUUAGCUUAGCUUUGAACAAAGACUGGGGGCAGAGGGAAACACCUAGCCAGACUUUGUCUGAAGAACCUCUAAAGCUCACUAAUGAACCACAACAUGUUUUUAUAGUUUAUGUACAGAAAUGUCUAUUAAUAAGAUAGAUUUGUUACCUUAAGACAGAAGUAGGCUAGCUGUUUCUCCCUUCUUCCAGUAUUUAUGCUAAGCUAAGCUAACUGAUUGGUUAUAGCUUCAUAUUUACCAUACAGGCAUGAGGAUGGUAUCAAACUUCUUAUCUAACUCUCGGUGAAAAAGGUAAUUAUUUAUCAAGUGUGGUCUGGAAAAAGUAAAGACUUAAACACAUUGUGAUAAAGCUAGUUGGGUAAAUAUCUUUUUGUGUAACAACCACAAAAUAAACAUUGUAUUACUUGAAUUUGCUUCUACAAAUAUUAGCCUGAAUCUGAAAACAUGUCCAAUGUAUUUGGACAAUUUCUCUUCAUUAUGACACUAAGUUUGGUGUACAGCCUUUGUAAAUUAGGUGCAUGCGUCCUUGGAUAUGGUGCUCACUGUUUCAGUGGCAGCACACAACUUGAUCAAACAAGCUGUUGUCCAUGUUGAGUUUAUUUUGACCUUCUGUCUCCACUUCCAACAAAACGGUUGGUUCAGAACAAAUCUGAGACAACUUUUACAUAUUUAGUAAUGAAGUGAUGCCGCUAUCUGUUGAUGUUUAAACUCCCAGCUGCUCUGUGCUGUCACCUGUAACCUUACUUUAGCAUUUCUGUGGUAUUUCUAAGAAGACGAUCAGCCUCAAGACUGCACAUUAAGGUUGUGAAUGUCAGCUAUUUGUAAAGGCUUUGGUGUCUUAGUUUUGAGAUUUGAAAAGAAAUCAACCUUUUUUCAAAAGCCAGAUGAGCCCAGUCUUGGUGUAGAAGUUUAUAUAUAUUAACUAUAUUGUAUAUAACUUAUAUAACGUGUGUGUGUGUGUAUAUAUAUAUAUAUAUGAAUCAUAUAUGUAAUAAACUGACUAUUCUCA